This is a messenger RNA of Ambispora leptoticha, 1236 nucleotides long. Lineage: Eukaryota; Fungi; Glomeromycota; Glomeromycetes; Archaeosporales; Ambisporaceae. The record is from the annotation of a GenBank genome assembly.
AUGGAGGCAAUUGCCGACGCUCUUGCCAAAUCCGAAUACGAAAUAGUUUGUCUACAGGAAGUUUGGGUUUAUAGUAAUUUCGAGCUUAUCAGAAAUAGAACGAAAAGAAGGUUACCAUAUGCCAAAUUUUAUUAUAGUGGAAUGCUCGGUGGCGGCCUAGUAAUUCUCUCGCGUUAUCCAAUUCUAGAGGUAACACAUCAACCAUAUCGUCUCAAUGGUCUGCCAAUUAAAGUCACGCAUGGGGAUUGGUAUGUUGGCAAAGGAGUGGCUAGUGCAUUGAUUGAUCAUCCUGUUGCAGGAGUAAUUGAAGUUUUUAAUACACACACGCAUGCGGGAUAUGGAUCGAAAAAAGAUGAUAUUUAUCUGGCACAUAGAGUUUCUCAGGCGUGGGAAAUUGCAAAUUUAUUAAAGAAUUCGGCGUCUCGUGGUCGAAAUGUUAUAGCGAUGGGUGAUUUUAAUGACGAACCAGAUACGGCCGUAACUCAAAAAGGCGUCACCAGUGGUUCCCCGUUGAACACAUGGAGCAGUAAUUACUCUCCAAAGGGAACAACAACAACGCUAAAAGAAUUAAAAGAACCAAAUUUAGAGAUAGGUCAAAGGAUAGACUACGUUUUCUAUCGAAAGACAUCAAGAUUCUGGUGUACCGGAUCUCGUGUGGUAUUCACCGACUUGAUACCCGAGCUAAAAUGUAGCUACUCUGAUCAUUUCGGCGUUGAGGCCACUUUUACGUUAGUCGGACGAGACAAAAACUCCGUAAUUCCAUUAUCAAUUUGGGAACAAGCUGCCUACGAUAAUGCCCAGGAAUUUGAACCACUUAUAUAUCAAACCAUCUUAACAAUCUUUAAACAAGAUCUAGCGCAUGCGAUUUCCACAUCACGAUUUCAAUUGUCAUUAUUUUGGAUGUCAUGUUUGGUGGUGAUUUGUGGAAUAGUGGUUGAAGCGUUAAUUGCCGCGCAAAUCUUUGAUGCUUUUUGGCUUAGCAUUAUAAUUCUGUUGAUUGUAACUGGGGUCGCAAUAUUCGGAACAAUUAUUGGAUUAAUUGGGUUCUUGUUUGGUAACGCCGAAGAACGCGGAUACAAACAUAUAAUUCAAGAAGUUGAAUCGUUUAUCGAUGGAAAGAAAGAGUAUGAUAGUAGACGUGCUAGUGCAAUCACUCAAGAAGAUAAUUUUAGUAGUGAUCGAUCGGAGGAGGGUGGUCCAUUGGUUGAGAUUGAGGUUCGGAAUCAAAUAUAUUGA